Talaromyces marneffei is the source of this 564-nucleotide messenger RNA. RefSeq lists its product as uncharacterized. Gene Ontology annotation, molecular function: structural constituent of ribosome. Bases 1 to 564 code for a protein of 187 amino acids. The record is from RefSeq and is a predicted model, not a curated record. Gene Ontology annotation, cellular component: ribosome; cytosolic large ribosomal subunit. Gene Ontology annotation, biological process: cytoplasmic translation. The transcript is spliced from 4 exons. NCBI's taxonomy places the organism in Eukaryota, Fungi, Ascomycota, Eurotiomycetes, Eurotiales, Trichocomaceae.
AUGGUCCGUUACGCCGCAGACACAAUCCCCAACGCAAAGAGCGCCCGCGCUCGGGGCUCUUACCUCCGCGUUAGCUUCAAGAACACCCGCGAGACUGCCCAGGCGAUCAACGGAUGGAAGUUGCAGCGUGCUCUCGUCUACCUCGAGAAUGUCAUCAAUCACAAGGAGGCCGUUCCCAUGCGCCGAUAUGCCGGUUCCAUCGGUCGCACUGCCCAGGGCAAGGCAUUCGGUGUCUCCAAGGCUCGCUGGCCCGUCAAGUCCGCUGAGCAGUUGCUCGGUCUGUUGAAGAACGCCGAGGCCAACGCCGACACCAAGGGUCUUGACACCAGCAACCUCGUCGUCAAGCACAUUCAGGUCAACCAGGCCCCCAAGGGUCGCAGACGUACCUACCGUGCUCACGGUCGUAUCAACCCUUACAUGACCAACCCUUGCCACAUCGAGCUCAUCCUCACUGAGGCCGAUGAGGUUGUCCAGAAGGCUCCUCACGCCAUCGCCAAAGAGUCUGCCCGUCUCACCUCCCGUCAACGCGGUGCCCAGAUCCGCCGUGCUAUCACCGAAGCUUAA